This is a messenger RNA of Paecilomyces variotii, 3608 nucleotides long. RefSeq lists its product as hypothetical. Lineage: Eukaryota; Fungi; Ascomycota; Eurotiomycetes; Eurotiales; Thermoascaceae. The coding region runs from base 228 to 3470 and encodes 1080 amino acids. Gene Ontology annotation, biological process: protein phosphorylation. Gene Ontology annotation, molecular function: ATP binding; protein kinase activity. The transcript is spliced from 2 exons. The record is from RefSeq and is a predicted model, not a curated record.
AACAAUACGACUCGACGUGAACCACAACCUGUUUUCCCAGAUAUCCCAGCAGUCUGGUGGUCAUCGCGCGCCUUUUGGAAGAUCUCCAGGACAAGAGAAAGAUCAGCAAAUCACCAAGUACCGGCCGGACAGCGUUUGUGACGGGCCUAAGACGAGAGAAGUAUCCAGUGAAAAAGAAAAGAGAAGAUUCAGUGUGGGAUCGGUGCGCGUCACAACAUUCCCAAACCAUGGUCGCUACGUUUUCACCACACCGCGAUGCAGGCGGUACCCUUCAUCUACCAUCUCCCACCGGGAUGCACCAUGUCGAUGCGAGUUCCGCCAUAAGACAACUUCGUCGGUCAUUGUCGCGCUCCCCCUCGAAGAACUCGGAUUUCCGCCUCCUGCCAUCGCGGACCAAAUCGCCAUCGAACACCCCCUUCGUCUCCUCGCCACUGUCACCGUCCAGACGAAUACACCACGGAAACCUCUUCUUUGUCCCUCAGUCUUCCAACGCGUCUCCGCUGGCGGUGCCGUAUCCUCCCAGUGCAAAGAUCACUCGACCGGUGAUGCGCCGUACCGGCACUCUCCAACCAACCCGGACGCGCACCUCGCCUCGGAGUCCGGUCAAGCGCGCCCUGACAGACUCGACGGACCAGGGAAACGCGACUCCCGUUCAGCCAUUGAUCCUUCCGCCGGGUGACGAGAAUAUGACAGAGACCCCCAACGUCCCUGACGAUGAUAGCGAGACCAGCGAAGGCUCUUGUACGGGGGAUGCGACUGGCGCAACCGAACCGAGUACCGUAUUGAAAUCCAGCAGUUUUCGCAUUGAGAAGAGACGCAGCGGGACGUUUGGCGGCUUUCCACCGUCAGUCAGUCCUCUGAAGCGCAGCGACGGGAUUAUGGGACUGGACCAGGCAAGCCGGGGCAGUCCCUCAGCGAAACGGCGCAGCGUUCACAGCGCAUCCUUUGGAAACGAAUUCAACAUCUUCGCGAAUGACGACAGCGGACUAAAUACGGCCGGUGACGCAUCAGAGAGUUCUGCUGACGAGAACACGAACCCAACACCCUUCACUCAGCAUACGCCGUUCAGUCCUCUGGCGACGAUUCCCAAGCGCUCAUCAUCGCUGAGAAGAUCCACGCUUCAACAACGGCAAAGCGAUCGCUUUUUCCUUACCCGAUCCCGGGGCUCGAGUGACGCGCCAGAGACGCCGACUGGCAGUCCGUCGAUCCGUCCUCGCAUGUCUCUUGAUAGCAAUCUUUUCCUCCCUCCUCCUGCGCCAAAAGAAAGUCUCUUCGGCUCGAGUGGCACAUUUUCAAAUCCGCCUGGUCGGUCCUUGUUCUCGUCCAAUGGCGGAAACAAUGCACGACAUCCUCUUUCGAGGACCAUCACUCAAUCCUCCUCGAGUUCCAGUCUGGCAGACGAGUCACCUACGCAUGAGCCGGUUCACAAGGUUGACCGACCAAAACCAAUCUUCAAUUUCUCCAAGUCUCUCCCGGUAGGAGCAACACGACCAGGAGCUGGACGUCAGCUCACCCGGGAAGACUCUACUUCUUCGUCGGAUUCCUUUGCAACGCCGGAUAAUUACAAGCUCGUGAAACCUCUGCCAGCUGCCUUUAUGUCGACGGGACUGAUCUCAAAGAAGAAUCGCAAUGCCGAGGAUCCUCACAGCUCGCUUGGAUUCAGCAAGAACAUGCCAGACACCCCCUGUAAACGACCCGUCAAUUUGUUCUCAACGCACAAGGCAUUGCCUGAGCGUCCAAUCGAGAAACCAAAGCUCCUUCGUCAGUCAUUCGCGGCCCCUGCCUCGCCGUUCAACCCGCCGGAGUCACGCCCGUCCCCUGGGCCUUUCUCUCGUGGGGUCGGCAUCUUUGGCAGCACGUUCAAUAAGCCAGAGACGUCGCGGCGUGGCAGUUGGGUCAGUCUGGAUGGUGACGACCGUCUGUCGCAGUCACCUUCAGCCAGGCACGACAAUGCCAUGAAUGACUUUGAUUUGCCCCCGACUCCGACGAAGCAGUCUUUCUUCCCAUCCAGAACGUAUCCUCCUCCGAGUACGCAGCUCACCCCUCUGGAGAGACUCUCAGAGCCUAAAGGACCAAGCACGAGUCCUCUGAAUGACAAGUUUCUACGGGCCUCUCCUCGUACUCCUCAGGACCAGUACUUUCCGCCUGACCCCAGCGGACUGUCCAUCUCCGCUGCGAACGAUCCCCCUCUUGCCCAGCCCGACUUCAGUCAGACGGUGCUUCCCGCAACUCCCACAGGGCCGCGGGACUCGUUCCCCCAGCCGGGCCACCGCCCUAGUCUGCCUUUGAACGUGUACAAUGCGCCUGACGUCGACCCCAGUCUUACCGCACGCUUCGAACGUGUCGAAUUGGUCGGGACUGGCGAGUUCUCUCAGGUGUAUCGUGUCUCUCAGCCUCACGCAUCCUCAUAUUCGUCAAUCUUCUCCCUGCCUUCCAGCGGGACCACAACCCCGACGGCCCUUCCUGACCGCAUCUGGGCAGUGAAGAAAGCGAAGCAUCCGUAUACGGGGCCCAAAGAUCGCCAGCGCCGGAUCCGCGAAGUCGACGUUCUGAAAGCGUUGGCUAACUCGGACCACAUCAUAUCCUUUGUAGACAGCUGGGAGGACAAGGGCCACCUGUAUAUCCAGACUGAAUACUGCGAAGAAGGUAGCCUGGAUGUCUUCCUUGCCCAGGUCGGUCUGAAGGCCAGACUUGAUGAUUUCCGCAUCUGGAAGAUCUUGCUCGAACUAUCUCUGGGACUCAAGCAUAUUCAUGACUCCGGCUUUAUCCACCUUGAUUUGAAGCCCGCCAACAUCUUGAUCACUUUUGAAGGCGUGCUGAAGAUUGCGGAUUUCGGAAUGGCUGCACGUUGGCCUGCUGAAGCCGGGAUUGAGGGCGAAGGUGAUCGUGAAUACAUCGGCCCCGAAAUCCUCAUGGGUCGGUACGACAAGCCUGCGGAUAUCUUCGCGCUAGGCUUGAUCAUGUUCGAGAUCGCUGGCAAUGUCGAGCUUCCUGACAACGGUCUGUCGUGGCAGAAACUGCGCAACGGUGACAUGAGCGACGUCCCCAGCUUGACAUGGAGUUCCGAGACAAGCAUCUUCCGAGAUGCGUCAGGCAACCCUCUGUCCGAAGAGCCCUCGUUUGAGAAGCUGUGUGCAUCUGAGUUCGGUGAUGAUGACUUUGGUGCAGACAGCUUCCUCCACACCCACCGAUCUCGAGAACAAAAGGCCGUCCGUCUCGCACGCAGCGGUGAGCUGGUGGAGCCUCCCGAGUUCAUGGUAGAUGCGAACCACGAGCAGGCCUUGGACAAGAUUGUCCGUUGGAUGAUCUCCCCAAAUCCCGACGAUCGUCCUACUGCGGACCAGAUCCUUCAGACGUACGGAGUCCAGUUUGCUGAACGUCGGCGCCGCGCCGGGGCCACCGUGUUCGAAGGCAACUGGGGCCCAGCCGACGAAGUGCUUGCCGAAGAUGCCGAAAUGAUUGAUGUCUAAUUGUUCCAACGAAUAUGCAAUCGCCCAUGCCGAAUGACCUCAGCGUUUAAUCGAGUUAAUUGACGGAUCGGAGGCGUUUUCGCAUUUCUCAGCGCCAUUUGAUGUUUUCUGACGAACAUUGCACUACAUGCAAUGGCA